Molecule: messenger RNA, 1593 nt
Organism: Lichtheimia ornata
Lineage: Eukaryota; Fungi; Mucoromycota; Mucoromycetes; Mucorales; Lichtheimiaceae
Exons: 4
Coding region: 1-1593 (530 amino acids)
Biological process (GO): L-arginine biosynthetic process
Cellular component (GO): mitochondrial matrix
Molecular function (GO): L-glutamate N-acetyltransferase activity, acting on acetyl-CoA as donor; arginine binding
Source: RefSeq, a predicted model, not a curated record
AUGAUCCCCAGACACAUUGCAAGGCCUUCGAUCUUGUCAACAUGUCGAUUCACCUGCACAAGAACCUUUUCUUCAUUGCGACCCACGGCAACGACGCAAGAAAAAUCCAAUGACGAUCCAACAAGACCAGAGGAUACACGAGAUCUAUUAUUGAAUUUGAUGAAUACGGCACCAAGCAAGCGGGAGCUGCGUCAUUUCUUGAAGCGUUAUGUGCCUGAUCUCAACACGUCGUCAUCCCUCAUCAUGCCUGGAUCGAGCAGUACAACAAAACGCAGCACACGGACAUCGCAGAGUUACGUGGAUGCAUUAUUAUCACCUACAGCAAACCAGAUUGCUAUCACCAAGGUUGAAGGUCCGUUCGAAAAGCGGGGAUGGCAGUCUGUUGGAUCGACCCUGGUCAAAUUACAAAAGCUUGGAUUGACUUCGAUUGUUGUGACGGAUAAUGCUCAAUGGCCGACGGAUGAAUCACCAGUGGAACUAGCAAAAACCAUGUUGCGAGAGAGUAUGGCAUUGGUCGAAGCUAUUGAAAAUGCUGGUGGUAGAGCACGACCCCUUCACAGUGGCAUCAUUGAAAGCAGCUCAGUAUCCUCCAUGGAUGUACAAUUGGAUUUCAUUCAAGAUGCAUUAUCGAGAGGCCAAAUACCUGUUCUUGUACCCAUCAUGACCCAAGAAGGUGGUUUGCAACAACCAGUCAAAGCCAACGAUGCCAUGGUUGCCAUCACAACAAAGCUCACCAAGCGCAACAAUAGUCCAGCCAAGGUGGUGGUGAUCAAUAAUGAAGGUGGCAUAUUUAAUCACGAGCAACCCGGCACAGCGCAUAGUUUGAUCAAUGUUCAAGAAGAGUAUGAUACGAUUGUCAAUGCUUUUCAACAGCGACCUCAAUGGAUGAAGGCAUACCCCACAGCGAUCGAUAAUCUUUCCAUGAUUCGCCAAUGCCUUGCUCAACUACCGACAUCUUCCUCCGCCAUUCUCGCUCCUAUCGCUUCAUUACCUUCAGCUCUUAUCACCAAUUUGGUCACUGACAAGCCUCUUUAUUCAUCAUCACUUCCAAAUCAAGAUAUCGAACGGAUCAACAAGAUGCGUACGACCGUUUUGCGACAUGGUAUCAAGAUUCGCAAUUAUGACAAUAUUGAUGAUUUGGAUUUGGAUCGUUUGACACAGCUUAUGGAAGCCAGCUUUCAAAAGAAGCUCAAUGCGGAUGCAUUCUAUGAGCGAUUGCGGCAUGUGCUUGCUGGUGCUAUUAUAGCUGGAGAUUAUGAAGGUGCAGUCAUCAUGACGAAUGAAUCAGCGGAUGGACAAGGCUCUCGGCACUAUUAUUUGGACAAAUUUGCUAUUGCACCAACGAGUCAAGGCAUUGGUCUCACUGAUAUUUUAUGGAAGCGUAUGUGUGAUGGAUUCCCAGAGCUAUUAUGGAGAAGUCGACAGGAUAAUGGAGUCAACAAAUGGUACUUUGAACGAUCCAACGGAUAUUUACGACUCAAGGACACCAAUUGGGUGUUGUUUUGGCAUGGACCAGGUGGAUUUAGACACAUUGAUAGUUAUGCUGCUAUUGCCAGAUCAAUUCCUGCAUCAUUUACAGGAGCAUUGAAAUAA